Diaporthe amygdali is the source of this 1512-nucleotide messenger RNA. RefSeq lists its product as uncharacterized. Bases 1 to 1512 code for a protein of 503 amino acids. NCBI's taxonomy places the organism in Eukaryota, Fungi, Ascomycota, Sordariomycetes, Diaporthales, Diaporthaceae. The transcript has 3 exons. Gene Ontology annotation, molecular function: manganese ion binding; metalloaminopeptidase activity. The record is from RefSeq and is a predicted model, not a curated record.
AUGACGCAGAUCGACGAAUCCACGUCUCUCUCCAUCCAGGUCAAGCUUCACAAGGAUGACCUCAAGUAUCCGGCCAAGACCCAUGCCCACAAGGUCAAGAGAGAGCUCGCUGCCUCCGACUCGUCCUCGACCAGAGGCUUGAUUUACCUUCCUGGCCAGAACUCUGCGCAGUAUGAGGACACAGAUGGUGAGAGACCAUUUAGACAGCGCAGAUACGCAUUCUAUCUCUCCGGUGCAGACUUCCCCGGGUGUGCUGUCACAUAUGACAUCGCAAGGGACGUACUCACCCUCUGGAUCCCAAUCAGGAAGCCCGAGCAGAUCAUUUGGUUCGGCGCUCUGCCCAGCAUAGAAGAAUGUACCGCUCGAUUCGACGUCGACUCUGUCAAGGACAUCACUGGCCUGCAGCCGUACCUCAAAGAAACUCUGACCGCCGACACGACUCUCUACGUCCUGCAUGAAAGCCAGACGCCACCCCGUCCAUACGGCCCGGCAUCUGGCUUUACUGUUGACUACUCGGCUUUGCAGCCCGCCAUGGACCUGGCCAGGGCUGUCAAGUCCGAUUAUGAGAUUGCCCAGAUUCGCGAGGCCAACUACAUAUCGUCAGAGGCUCACCGUCACGUCCAGCAGCACAUUAAAUCCUUGACCAGCGAGGCCCAAGUCGAGAACUUAUUUAUCGCCAAAUGCCGUGAACUCGGGGCUAAGAAACAGGCCUAUCCUGUGAUCGCCGGAUCUGGGCCCAACGCUGCCACCUUGCACUAUGGCGCCAACAACCAGGACUUUGACAAUAGGCAGCUCAUGGUCCUUGACGCCGGAGCUGAGUACGGAUGCUACGCUUCCGACGUCACUCGGACCUUCCCGCUCAAUGGAAAGUUCACUUCUGAGGCGAAGGAGGUGUAUGCUAUCGUGGAGAAGAUGCAGGACACCUGUAUCUCAUUGAUCAAACCCGGCGCGUCGUGGGCGACCAUCACGAACAAGGCCCAGCUGGUCGCCUUAGACGGACUGAAAGGGUUGGGCAUCAUCACCGGUAAUGAGCCUGCCUUGACACUCAGGGCUGUCAGGGCUUUCUUCAUGCACGGGCUCGGACACCUGGUUGGUCUGGACACCCACGACGUUAUUGGUGGAGUUCAUAUUCAUAGCAUGCUGCGAGGAAAAGCAUGGAGUCUGGACAAAAUGGAUUCUCUCGCUGGAGCUCAUCCUAGAGGGCGAUAUUCUGCUGAGGGGCACCGGGCCGGACACUAUCAGGGAGGAGGCGAUCGUUUUUCGCCACCCCUAGAGAAAGACAUGGUCAUUACCUGUGAACCAGGUCUCUAUUUCAACCGGGCCUACAUUGAGUGGUUCCUCGCUGGCAAUCCCGAUGUGGCCCCGUAUGUCGACAAGAAUGCACUGGAAAAAUACUACCCGGUCUGUGGGUGCCGGAUCGAGGAUUGUAUCCUGGUAACAGACGAUGGAUACGAGAACUUGACCACGGCGCCGAAGGGAGAGGAGAUGCUGAGGGUGGUUAAUGGAAAAUAG